AGAGCCUCCUCAGUAUAUGUGGGGACAGUGUUCGUGCAGGUGUAGUUCGCGAGGAGCUCCCCCUCCCCCCCACUCCCCACGCGCGUGCUCUCUCCCGAACGCCAGUGUGUGAGCUUCGGUUCUUUCUUUUUUAUUUUUUUUUUUUAUUUUGAUAUCAUAUUUGGUUGUUUCUCGUAGUGAUGCAGAGAAGGGAGUGAAUUCAGUGCCCCGAGCGAUAAUGCUGACGGCGCUAUCGGGGGGGUAUUACACCUCCCCUACGCGCCCUAUGCCCCCGACGCCCCCUAGGAUCGCCGCUACUGCCGCUGCUGCUGCUGCGUCCAAUGGAAUACCCGCCGGAGGUGGCCCUCUUCCUCCCCCUCUUCUUCCUCCUCUCACGCCCUCGUCCUCCUCUUCAUCUUCCCCUCGGUCGCUGCUGCCCCAGCUGCAAUACUGCGACACUUGCAACACCGCCUGUGUUUUCAUGAACGGCAAGAGACGCAAGUUCCAGGCGCGCUAUGAGGGCUACGUCCUGGUCAAGAGGGUCCCCACCAGGCCCUACCUUCCUUACGUCAUGGCCGCUGGGCAGCAGCAGCAGCUUGUGCAGCAGCCUCAACAGCAGCAGCAACAGCAGCAGAACCCCGCUUACCUGCGGAGACACUCUUGCGGGGGCAUGCUCGACGAGGACGGAGUAGACCCCCUCGAAGGGGAAGCUGGUGGUUCCUCUUCCUACGACGCCUCCUCCUCCUCCUCCUCCUCCUCUCCUCCAGGGGGCGAGAAUCAUCAUCAUCAUCAUCAUCACCAUCAUCAUCAUCAAACUCCCGAGAGCGUCUCUCCGCCCGCCGCCCCCGCCUCCUCUGCUUCGUACGGCAGGUCGUUGUCGCACUCUCCCGAGUGGCGGCAGGACGACACGACGACCACCCCCUCCCCCUCCCCGCUGCCCACCCCUCCGCCGCUGACACCUCCGACGUCGGGGUGGGAGAAGGUGAUGAACGUUGACGACGACGACGACGACGAAGAAGGAAGCGUCGUCAUCAACGGCGCUGCCCUGCCACGCUCUGCCCAACACUCGGCUACAGACCUCCGCGGAGCGGGGGUAGGAGGAGGAGGAGGAGGAGGAGGGAGAGAAUCCUCCGGCGGGGGAGGAGAAUCCUCCGGAGGGGGGCGCAAACCCCGCAGGCAUUCGGCCAUGAUGGAGAGGCUGAGCGGUGGCCACCAGCGCCUCUGCCGCAAGAAGUCGCGGUCGCAGGACAACCUGGUCGGGGGGCGCCGCGGGAGCGGCUGCUUGGGAGGAGGGGGCGGAGGCCCCCUCCGACUGAACAACAGCGUGAUCCCGCCCCCUUCCUCCCUGACGUCAGCCCUCUCGCGCUCCGAGGGCAGCAUCCACAACGUGCACGCCGUGCUGACGGCGGUGCCCAUCACGGUGGACGACGUUGACGUGGGCUUCGGGGCGAUUCGGGCGGAGGUGGGCGAGUUGGCCCGCCUGCCCAAGAGGCUCCUGCAUAGGGUGACGGGCGAGGUGGGUCAGCUGGUCUUCGACCUGGAAGGCUGGAGGGAGGAGUACCUCCUGCUGACGCACACGGCCAUCGCUACGAGGACGGCCAACGGGUUCACUGAGGGCAUCGUCCCAUACUCCCAGAUCGAGGACGUUCACGUCGUGGUGCCUUGUGGGACUUCUGGACACAAGUUCUGCGUCAGGGUCGUCGUCAGGGAUGGGGCCCUCCUCCUGCAGGCCACUAAUUCCUACGCUCGCGAUCAGUGGUUGCAUUCUAUAAUCUGGAAGAAAAACGUGUAUAAAUACCGCAACGUACUGAGGACUGCCAAAAGACCGGAGGUUCUUUUGAAAGAGUUGAAAAAUCUGGUCGAGUUAUCGCUGGCGACGCCGCUGCACGACCACACAGUCUGUCGUGUACCUCUGGAAUUGGCAUCUUCAAUCCUCACUACGGGCGAGAAAUGGCUCAGCCGGCAGAUGACGGAGGAGAUCAUCGUGACUCUGGCACCCCUGCUAGAGAACAACCAACCCUCGCCCGAGAUCUGUCAGUUCUUCAGUCAACACUGCACGGACAAUCCGAGGUCCUGUCUCGUCAUAGACAUGUUCACGCCCAUCAUCAAACGCAUCCUCAAGCACAAUGUGGACUUCGGCAAGUACCCCUACGUCAGAAGAUUCGUGCAGAACUACAUCCAGGCCCUCAAUAGCCAGAACGACGGGCGCAGGGUCGUGCACCAGUUCGUGGACAGCAUGCACGGCCCGACCAGCACGUGCCCACACCUGCGCGUGCUGCCCAAUCUGGUGUCCGUGUGCACGGCGGCCGUCUGCGGUCUCCUGGAGGACCACAGGAGUCAGGAGAGACUGAACACCUUGCACCACCACUCGAAUGAGGACACUGCGCAGCACUUGAACUGUUAUCUCAGCGUCCUUUCAAAAAUAUGUGAAUACGACGAUUGGAGACCUGGUUUAGCCCAACUUCUUCAGCCAAUCCCUUUCCCAGACGUAGCUUUAGCCGACGAAGAAUUUAUCAGACAAAUCAUGCCCGUAGUGGAGAUGAUAGGGACGGACCCGCGUUGUGACGUCCAUCAGAUGGUGCUGGGUACCCGGGAGGACAAAGAAGGUUGGCUCAGCGUCAUCUGCCCUUCUUCUCUGGCCUGCGUGGACGAAGGGUCAGCCUGGGCCGCUAUUUUGCAGACGCUUAUCAGUUGCUGUUGCAAGAGAAAGAAGUUCCUAGGAUCGCUCGUCAAGUCUCUUGGUGCCUGCAUGCUUUUGGCCCUUAGGGGAAAUAUCACUGCUCAGGAUGUUCUGUGUCUCAUGUUGGAGUGGGAGUUGAUAGACGGAGCCGACCAAAGCCUCCAGGUCGUCACCACCCUACAGUCGACGCCUACAGGCAAGAGACGGUAUCAGGCUCUGUGUGACCACCAGAUGCAUCUCAGGGAAUUGCAACAGAAGGGUGGCCCUAGAAAACUGACGCUGCCGAGUAGGAGCACCGACGCCGACGUGAACCGCAUGCUCUCUUCCGGAUCCUUCGGGAACCUUGAGUGUCUCUCCUUGGCAUUCACGAGAGUCACCAGCGCCUGCGCCGAGCAGUUGAUCAAGCUGCCCACUCUCCGCUACCUCAAUCUAUGGGCUACACAGUUUGGUGACGUAGGAUUGCAGCUAAUAUCGGAGCACCUACACAAGUUGCAAGUGCUGAAUCUGUGUGAAACACCAGUGACCGACAAAGGCCUUGGUUCUUUAGCAGCAAUCAAGAGCCUAAGAAAACUGAACUUGAAUAGUACAAGCUUAUCUGUGGAGACUUUUGAAACACUGAAGGAGAUGCUGCCAGGCCUACAGGAAGUGGAUGUCCGCUACACUGAUGCCUGGUGACCCUCGCCUCCCUCUGCUGACACUCAGGAUGUUAGCAGAUCGACCACCGGACCCACCACCUUCCUCAGAAGGGUUCUGAGCCAGCUGGGGCGUCGCAGGCGAGACAGAGACCGGAAGUCCGACGACUCUCUGCCCAGCGAAGAGAAGAACAACAGCCGGAGGGACUUCAUGUGUCUGCCCAAGUUCGACGGACGGGUCCUGUCCAAAAGGAACCAGCUGGUGAGGGCGAAGAGUGAGGAGCAGAACACUGUGAAAAGAAACCCGCUUGUGAGGGCUGUCAGUGAAGACCACACCAGACACUUCUUGGUGAGGUCCUGGAACCGGGAGCAGAGUAGUACUACUACUCUGGUCAAAAACGUCCUGGUGAGGACCUGCAGUGACGAGAGGGGCGUCGUGAAGAAAAAUGCCCUUGUCAGGGCGAACAGCGAAGGACGGACUGAUAAGAUCAAUAACAUACUCAAUGAAAGUAGAAAUUCCUUUGUCCUGGGAGGGUUGGGAGGUUUGGUAGGAGGAGGAAGAGGAGGAGGAGGAGGAGGGGGAGGUGGUAGUAGUGCUGGUAUGGGUGGUGGAGUAGGGUCUGGAGGAGCGGGAUUGGAAGAGGAAGGAGAGGCAAACAGAGUUGAAACGACAGAGGAAGAGACCAGUGAAUCUAGCCUUGACCGAGUGCGCUAUGAGCUGUAGCGACGACAGACAGACAGACACGCCUCCUGCAUCUCAAAUCUUUAAAAGAAACAUUUUGGCUGCAAAUUAUUUUUAUGAAACGUGUAAAAGCUAACUUGCGGAAAACAGCAAUCGUUGUACUGUAGAUAUUUAACCCAGUCAGUGUGUCAAAUAUGAAUAAGGGCGCCGUGGAGAUUUUUUUUGUUUCCACGGGCCUGUACUUGUGUGUGUGUGAGUGCGACUUCCCUUGAAAGUGCGGAGGCAACGCGAAAGUGAACAAAUUUUCGUGGUGAAUGUCAUUAUGAAUGUCUUUUCUAUGCAUAUUGUCAUCAUAUUUAUUUCGUGGCCAUUUUACUCGGCACCGGCAAAUGUGUAUUUACUAUCCGUUCUUCUGUUAGUGGUACGUGUAGAGAGAAACUGUACGUUCUAAGGAAAGGGGUCGAGGAUUUGGGUCGGAUAGAGUAGCUGAUUAAGUCUCAGUGUUUGUGUCAGGUCCCCUCCGGGAUUAUUAUCUUCUGAACAGUCGCUCAUUUCUGCUUUGGUUCCUUCUCUUGGCGUCACGACGCCUGGUUAAAGCAGCGGGGAAAAUGAAGGCGUCUGUAUUUGUUCAUCUAUCUCUCUUCUUUUCAUUGGUUUGUAAUGGAGAUUCUUCACCGUGGUUCUAUUCAAAAACGUUACCAGGUUUUACUGAGUCAAGUGUGGCUAUAGCAGAUUCGCAUCAACCGCGCAUCUGAUGUCUAGGCCAGUUCCUUAGGACGCUCCUGAUUGGCUGUUGAUAAGCCAACCACAGGGCUGGAAACUCUCGGUCUCUCUCGAGAGCUCACAUAGGUAGGAUGUAUAUUCCACCCCUCCUGAGGGAUAAGUCGUUCAAAAGUAUCCCCCAAGGAGAGUGGUACAUACAUCCUGCCUAUGUAAACUCUCGAGAGAGACUGAGAGUUUCCAGCCCUGUGGUUGGCUUAUCAACAGCCAAUCAGGAGCAUCGUAAGGGACUGGCCUAGACACCAAAUGCACGGGUGGUGUGAAUCUACUAUAGUAUGUAUAGGGUUUAAUGCUUUACCACCUGAUGCACCACCGCUUUACCGUCUAGUACAACGUGUACAUACGAUGUACAUACGACAACUUUCUACCCAGUGUAAAUUUUUAUAGAAUGCGGUAUAUGGCUAUCAUUUUUUCCGAAAGAACAAGACAUAGAUAAGCUACGAGUCACUCUACAUAUCAUUUUAUCCCCCCAGAAAGAGGUGCCAUGGCAGAGGUACUAUAUCUUGAACAGAGAAGUCAACGUUUUUUUUUUUUUACUUUCGUUUUGGAGUUUAAAGACUUAAAAUCAGGAUUCGCCUCAUUAAAGAAAAUGUUUUCGUGUGUGUGUGUGUUUGUGUGUCUGUCCAGUCGAAGGGCAGCAUAUGUGUACACACCCACCAGUAUAUAUUACACUUCACACAACACCGGAUCAGUAUUGUCCUGAAUUUCGUGGCCAAAAAAAAAGUAUUAAAACUGUGAAAUGAGAAGAAUUUGAGAUUCCAGAGAAAGGAAGUGAGUAUGCUGAAUUAUUAAAUAUCUUUUUUUUUUGGGGGGGGCGACUUUUUCUAAGCUUGUUGUGUGAAACAGGAAUUUUUAUACAUAUAAAUGUUCAUCAAGAGAACUCCGCUCGUUUCCGUAAGAUGCCAUUUUUUUUUUUUUUUUGCAAAUCUCUCGAGAAUUUUCUGUCAUGGGGACCUUGGCAUGACUUAAAAAUACAGUGUUUUACAUUUACUUGCUCCAUACAACCACAUGGGUUUGCAAGUAUAUGUAUGUCUUCAUUUCUGACCCAUCGCCAGAGUUUGACAUAUGAUGCCAUCUGCCAUUUCGCAAAGCUUUAUUACAUGGAGAUCUUAGGCCUUUUUAUCCUCUCUCUCUCUCUCUCUCUCUCUAUUUAUUAUUGCUUCUUAAGUUUAGCAAAGUUGUUACCAAAGUUAUUUUUGGGGGGAGAGGGGGAAGGGGGGGAAUGGGGUGAGGGAGUAUGUUCCUGAAAUACCAAGUCUAUGUUGUAGUGGUAAUUUGUCCAGUUUCUUUUUUCAUAUAAAUAUAUUUCUGUGAUUCUUUAGAACUAUUUGCUAAGGACACUUGGUUUCAUAGUCUUUCCCAGACCCGAAGUAAAAGAGGUUAAUCACAACUAAUCCAGCAGUGGUUAAUCACAGCAUAUACAAAGGAGAUUAUUCACAUCCAAUCCAGAGGUGGUUAAUCACAACCAAAUUAAAGGUCGUUAAUCACAGUAAAUAUAAAGGAGGUAAAUCACAGUACAUACAAAUUAGGUUAACCACAGCAAAUCCAGAGGAGGUUAAUCACAGCAAAUACAAAGGAGGUUAAUCACAGCGAAUCCAGAGGAGGUUAAUCUCAGCUAAUCCAAAGGAGGUUAAUUACAGCAAAUUCAGAGGUGGUUAUUCUCAGCAAAUCCAGACGAGGUUAUUCACAUUAAAUCAAGAGGAAGUUAAUCUCAGCUAAUCCAAAGGAGGUUAAUCUCAGCAAAUCCAGAGGAGGAUAAUCACAGCAAUCCAGAGGAGGUUAAUCUCAGCUAAUCCAAAGGAGGUUAACCACAGCAAAUCCAGAGGAGAUUAAUCACAGCAAAUACAAAGGAGGUUAAUCUCAGCUAAUCCAAAGGAGGUUAACCACAGCAAAUCCAAAGUUGGGCAAUCACAACAAAUACAAAGGAGGUUAAUCAUAGCUAAUCCAAAGGAGGUUAAUCACGGUAAAUACAAAGGAGGCUAAUCACAGCACAUACAAAGGAGGUUGCUUGAUCAUAGCUAAUCCAAAGGAGGUUAAUCACAGCAAAUCCAGAGGAGGUUAAUCACAGCAAACACAAAGGUGGUUAACCACAACAAAUACAAAGGAGGUUAAUCUCAGCUAAUCCAAAGGAAGUUAAUCACAGCAUCCUUAUAACACAGAAAUCAUCACCCAUCCCUUCACUUGCGUCAUUGCAAGUGUAUUAAGGGCGAUGCAAUAUACAUUCGAUUGCUUUUAUUCAAAGUCAAUACUUUUUGUGAUCCAAAUGAACAUACUGCUGAGGGUAUUAUUAUUAUUAUUAUUAUUAUGAUUAUUAUUUUUACUGUAGUCAGCCUAGUCUUUAAUAUUAGUAGGUUAAGGCAAAUGACGAUCCUUGUACCGAGCUGUUUUAUAUUCUUACGAAAACCAGGAAGGACGUUUUCAACAUUGAACAUUUUUCUAGACUUCUCCACUCCUGAACUUUUAAUAUUAUAUAUAUAUAUAUAUAUAUAUAUCUAUAUAUAUAUAUAUAUAGAUAUAUAUUAAAAAGAUUGUAUAAGAUGGAGGUAAAUUUUUCCUUUUUUUUUUCUUUUUUAUUCACAGUUCAUAAUCUUCUUCUAGAGACCCACUUUCCCUCCUUUAUGUUGUUGAGUGUCUCAACGCUACAGAUAGGAGUGCCAUGCCUUUCAUAAUUAUAAUCGUUCAUACAUUUUAUGUGAACGCGUUGCUUGUAUUAAAAAAAAAGAAAAAAAGAGAACAGACUUUAUUGACUUUCUUAGUCUAUGUUGUCAACCAAAUUACGUGUCAUAUUUAAGUCAUAUUAUCAAGUAUUUAUAUAUGCUCUUUAGCUGGUAAUGCCGUGAUGUCACGUGACGUCACUGUCGAAGUUUAUGUUGCGUCAUCAUGAAGUAUAAACAAGUGAGGAGUUCUGAUAUCAGUUUGCGUACUAGUCGGAUAAUAGCAAUUAAGAAAGAUGCCUUUUUGAGGGUAUGGUGUGGGGUAGGGUUGAGGGGAGUAGGGGAGGGGGAGGGGUAAAUACCAUGUAGUACUUUAUAGCUCAGAAGAAACUAAAACAAUCUGGAACUAAUCGAUCUUAGCAAAUUCGAUAUUUGCACACGUUAAGAUAUUUUUUAUUCUGCCGAUUUUCUUAACAGAGUAUACUAAUACACAUUCAUGGACAUAAGCACAUUUUUUUUAAUUCACAUUCCUCCUCCGGUAACAUUUAACUAGUUAUUUGUACGUGAAUAUGAAUAUAUAUACUUUCGUCUCUUUUUUUUCAGGAUAUAUAUUCUGGUCAGAGACGUAUGUAUAUAUGUAUAUAUAUAUAUAUAUAUUAUAUAUAUAUAUAUAUAUAUAUAUAUAUAUUAACCAAUAUUCCAAUAAUAAGUGCCAUAUGCAAGUCAUUUGCAGUUACAGUCGCUCUAGCCAGUAUUAAAUCCCAUGUGGUAUUCUGAUAAUGAUAAUUUACCGAUGAUAAUAUCGUUCAUUAUGCUACUGAGAACGGUUGCAAAAUUGUUUGUUAUAAUAUAUAUAUAUAUAUAUAUAUCUAUAUAUAUAUAUAUAU
Messenger RNA from Macrobrachium nipponense, 8294 nucleotides. RefSeq names its product C-Maf-inducing protein-like. The record is from RefSeq and is a predicted model, not a curated record. The transcript is spliced from 14 exons. Bases 218 to 3334 code for a protein of 1038 amino acids. NCBI's taxonomy places the organism in Eukaryota, Metazoa, Arthropoda, Malacostraca, Decapoda, Palaemonidae.